AUGUAUUCUACUUCCCCUCCGUACGCGGUUGCAGGCCAGCAAGCUUCACUUCCUCAGCAACAACCAUAUGGUGGUUCGGAGGGAGUCGGAUAUGGAGUUUCUCGACAGGCUCCCAGCGGGCCAAGCCUUCCUGGUACUCGAGCACCUACUCGUGCUGAGAUGUUGUACGCGAGUUACAAGAAGCCAUCCACAGUUGAUGAGAAGGAAGAUCUUCCACGAUCUCCGUCUGCGGCAUCUUCUACUACUUCCCCCGAGUCCGAUACUACCAGUCCCCCUACGACCUCACCCAUCGAAUCGACCCCUCCCGAGCCCCUGCAAAACAAGGCGAAGGCACGCUCGAACCGAUUGUCCCAACGUCCGGAUGCUUAUAGCUCAGCGCAACCUAUUCUCCCGGUUAAAAUCACUUUUGACCACUCUGACAAUGCACCCCGACGAUCGUCUGAGCCAUUACCGGCAGCAUCACUCUACAGUUCGCGAGUAGCGCCUCCGCCUAUAUCAGGUCCAAGGCCUUUGACUUCGAGCGGCUCCGGGGGCGGCCAGCCAUCUCUUCAUCGAGGUCAGAGUUAUAGUGGUCCCCCCGAUCCAGCGUCCCACCACCACCGCUAUCGUUCGGCGACGGAAUCCCUCCCUCCAAGGGCCGAGGGACGAUCAAUACAUUCAGUUGCUUCUCCUGCCAGCAACUCAACAGGUAUGAACGCCCCUACCUACACGCCACAAAUUAGUCGACAUUCCAGCGCUAGUGCCAGUGCUGCAUACCCCCCGUAUUCUACGACGUCUCCUCAAAGCCCGCCUCCGUUUCCCCCUUCUAUUACGCCAGCAACCAGCCAAGCGUCUUAUCAGUACUCGUCACAGACGUCUCCGUUGCAGUAUUCAUCACCCCCUAUGUCGCCCCCACCUCAAACCCCUGCCAACGGCGUCCCUGUGCAAGGGAUGUACCAGCCUGUCUCCCCUCCGCUCCAAGUUCCAGUCGUAACCCAAUCCCCAGCUACCGGGCCGCGUUCCUCUACCCUGCUACAGGAUACUGGCAAGGCCGCCGCCGCUACUGUCGGUUCAACCCUGGGCCGUAUAGCUCUGAAAGUCGCGCUGGGUAGCGUAGGAGAUGUUAUAGGUGAUGCUAUUGGUAGUGUUGCGAGCGAGGCCAUCAGCAGCAUCGGAGCAGAUGCCGCUACUUCUGCCUUUACUGACAGCGGCGUUGUUGAUGGCCUCGCUGCGGGCCUUACCGCUGGGGCCGGCUUCAUGGACCCAUCCAGUUUUCUUGCGGCUGGGAUGCUUGGUGGAGUUAUGACUAGCGCUUUCUCUGGCGAUGCCAUGUCAGGACUGACUGAGAGCUUCGCUGGACUUUCUACGGCGGACCCUGCAGCCUAUGGCGGCUACAGCACAGACGCGUUCCAAAAUUACCAAACUAUCAUGGAAUCAAUUCAAGCAAAUCAGCCUUCUUACGCCGAUACUUAUUCACAGAUAUUGCAGGCGCAACAGGCCCAGCAAAACGCGGCUCAAAGCCAAUUCGAAAGUAUCUACCAAUCCCAACUCCAGAGCCAGCAAGAUCUCAUGCAACAAAUCAUGCAACAAGCACAAACCACCCAAGCCGAAGCGUACAAAACCCAGAUGGAGAUGUACCAGAAUAUCCUAGAGCAGUCGCAGUCUACAUCCCAGCCACAGUAUCAACAAAAUCAGUCCCCUUCGCAGUACCAAUCGCCGUCUCAGCACCAAUCACCCUCACAAUAUCAAUAUCAACCUCAACAAAGCAACCACGCUCAACAAUCGUAUCACAAUCCAUACGGUAAUUCAUACCAAACCCAGAGUCAGUCAACGCCCAACGUUGCUCAGCACCCCCCAGCCCAUGGACGGCCUCCCGCACAUCACAGCGCGACGUCGCCUUAUCCGUCUAGCUAUCGACCACCCCAAAUGGCCCAUCCGCAUGGCAGACGCUAG
Messenger RNA from Pleurotus ostreatus (oyster mushroom), 1932 nucleotides. RefSeq lists its product as uncharacterized. The record is from RefSeq and is a predicted model, not a curated record. The transcript has a single exon. Bases 1 to 1932 code for a protein of 643 amino acids. Lineage: Eukaryota; Fungi; Basidiomycota; Agaricomycetes; Agaricales; Pleurotaceae.